AUGGCUCCGCCUCGCUGCCUCCCGCCCCCGGCCGCAGGCCUGCGCCUGGCGCGCUCCAGCCCCCUCCGGGCCAGCCGUCGCGAGCCCGCGUCCAAGGCCGACACCGACAACACGAGCGUCACGAAUUGGGACGCAGAAGGACAAGUACUGUACCAACUGAAACAAACGGGCGGCGGGCGGCGCCCGAUGGCGGCCGCAGGGACGUGGCUCGGGACCCCAACGGUGGACAUGAGCUGGUGGCCGACAGCGUAG
This is a messenger RNA of Prorocentrum cordatum, 252 nucleotides long. Lineage: Eukaryota; Dinophyceae; Prorocentrales; Prorocentraceae. The record is from the annotation of a GenBank genome assembly.